AUCUCGUCUCGUUUCGCUCUCGUAUUCUCCAACCCUUUUGACUCGAAGACUGAAGUACUUACUUGACCGCCAUUACCAUCUGACAAGACCACCUCCAACUCAACUCCAUUCUUAAGGCUACAAUUUACCCCCAUUGCUUGCUUUUUCAUUCCUUAUUUGAUUUUCCUUCCCUCUCCUUCCUUCUCUCCCUUACGUCUUCUCCCGCCUUUCGUUGCAUAUUACGGAGUACGUUCUUACGAUAUCAUUGCCGUCGUGUAGCCUUGGCCAUUUUGCCCCCUACCAAUUGACGCUCGCCUAGACUUCUCUGCCUUCUUUCCUAUACCUCUGCUUGUCCACUCUUCCCUCUCUUUCCUUUUUUUUUUUUUUUUUUUAAUUUUCAUCCCUCGUCUACUCUGGUCUUUGGCUGUGCAGGUCACGCCAAGCUUCCAAGCUUCUGUUCCCCCUUGAUAUUCUUUCCCUUCCAGCUCCAAAGUUUCCCCUUUCCUUGCUGUUUGGCUCUGCCUCCUGCAUCCUCCUCCCUCCACACCGUCGACGGUUAGGUAUUUUCCUUUGAUAUAGACUGCGGAACUAGUGAUCUGCGAGCGAGCGCCACGUUACAAGCUACCCGAGCCAUCCGAUCGAAUUCAGCAGUGUUGUUCCCAUCGCUGUCGAUGUUGGUCUUGCUGGGCCCUUGGAGCCUCCCGCUUCCUGUCAAAUAAUGCUCUUUAACCUGGGAUUGACGGCGGAUGCGGCAGCAGCCCACGAAAACGACGUUGUCGCCCACCAAUCUGAGUCUCGACCUGCGCGCCAUUCCUCCCCUUCGAAUAUCUCCUUUGCAUUACCUUCCUUGGGACUCGCCAAUAACCGGAACGGCUGGCACAAGGCCGCGCAAGCCGAGCUGUCUCGCAAAGGCUCGCGCGGUGCCAUGUCCCGAGAUGCGGAAGAACCGGGGUCAAGCGACGGAGAGCAUUCGACUGUCGGACCCGCCCUCGUUCGACCGCAGAUCGCCCGUGCACAGUCGGUUAGGAAACAAUCGUCGCGACCUAAGACGUCUUACCAGCUGGCUCAUCCGGCCAGCCAUGCGCGCCACAGGCGGUUAAACUUCCGACCCAAGCUGGUGUUGCAGCUUCAGCGAUUGUCGCAGACUCCGCGCCCCUUGCCGGUCCUCGACGUGUUGCCGUCAACCGUAUACCUGCCCCGACUAGCGCGCAAAUUCCCUACGAUCUUUCGAGGCAAGAAAGGGCUGGGCCCGAAUGACCUGAUCGUUGUCACGAGCGACUUGUACGAACGGACGGGCGGAGACAUCGCAGACAAGUAUCUGAGCUCGGACGACGAGAACGGGGAACAUCGGGAGGUGGUCGCAACGAUAUGCCAGCUCCUCCGGGAAGAUGCGCUGGCGAAGGGCAAAGCAGAGAUCUGCCUCAACCACGGACCGGUGUGGGAAGCGACCCCUCUUACCAACGGAUCAUACGAAUUCGUCGCCGAAACGGAUCGCGGCGUGCAGAUCCUGCGAUGGGUGCUUCGUGGAGGGAAAAACAGGCGCGUUUCGGCUCCUCCGGGCUCGUCGCUCCAGGAGGAAUCACGACGCUUCACAUUCAGUGUGAUCGAUCCUACCACCCGUCGGCACCCGGUCAUCGCGACCAUGACCCGGAACCAUCUCGAAGUCUUCGACGAGUAUUCGAUGCCCACCUCGGGAUUUGCGUCGCCAACGUCUGGCAUGUCGGUUAUCAGCGAUUCUUCCGAGUUGGACACUCCUUUAGAUCGACCGUUGGAUCGAAGGGUGAUUGUAACCGACGAUAACCUGCGAACGUUGAUCAUCAUCACUAGUAUUUGGGUGGCAUUCAGAGAGGGUUGGUCGCAUAACUUUAACUACAAGGAUACCGCCUUGGCUCUCAACCCUAAAAGCCUGUGCUCAUCCCGUCAAACUUCUCCGACAGCCACCAAGGCCGAGAACAACCCACUUCCCUCUAACAAAGAAGUCUUCCCGGACGGCCCCUACAGUAGCCCCAAGCAUCGCAUGUCCGGCUCGCAUGCUUUACCUUCUCGAAGCACCACCCCCUCCGAUCGAACCUUUGCGUACGGAAGCUUAUCCAAGCGCUCCAACUCCACCGGUGCCGCCUUCAUUGAGCGCUCAAACAGACGCGCCUCCAGUGCCACACUCCGGCCGAGCCGGCAUAGUCUACUCUCGAACCCUCGCGAAGCAGCACCCAUUGGGGUGAGCGAAGUCAAUGCCCUCCAGGAAGAGCCGGGGAGUCGCACGACCCGGUCUCACCCCAAGAGACCGGACUUCGAAAAUGAGAGGGACUUUGUGGCCCCUAGCAGGAAGCCCGGCAUACAAAAUGGCACGCGGAAACUCGACGCGUCCAACGAAAAGGCGGCCAAAUCGCUGAAUCGAAAUGCAGAGCCGGCGCCCACUAAAGGGAAACGCCGGCACCGGUUCAGCAAUAUAUUUGACUUUCUUACAAGGAAGAGCGGCGCUCACUAACGAAGAAGCCCGGUGCUUCUCCCUUUGGAAAUUACCGAAAUCUCCGCUGAUGUACAUACCUAUGCAUGUUCAAUUCGUGGCUCCCUCUUGUAGAGGUGAGGAGUUCCUGUGGAAACCCCACAAGACUAUUGAAAUUUUCUUAUUUCUUUGCACAAUUUUUCUUGGGAUUGGAAUGCCGGACACUGGUGUAUGUGGCAUAUGAAUCUGAACAAAACCGAUGCACAGCGUGUCUGUCAGCUCUCGUUAUAUACUUCAUCUAUCUCUCUCAUCUACCUCUCCCCAUUUUUAGCGAUACGAUUACCCAAGACUCAAGAAUGGCGUUUCUUUCCCUUAUUCCUGUGAUCACCUUUGACACACCACCAUGUACACAAUGGAAGCUAUCGUGCGACAACUGCAGCAGCAAAUAUAACCAAACCUAACCAAUAUUCCGUAUUUUCAACGAAAAACUUAAGUACACUACUACCUCGUAGUCUGUCUACCCAGCGCAUCCAACGACUUCGGAAUAUACCUCAUCUCCUUAUCCGUCAACUUCACCUGAAUACUGGCCACAGCCCUCGUUAACCCGCUCCUUGCUGCUCAACCCCACAAUCGGAUUCCCGUAUGACUCAAAAGACCAGGCAAUGGCCCCCUGGACUAAAUUGAUGUUGAUGCCCAGCUUCCUGUCAGCCUGAUCGACGCGGUUGACGAUCACCUAGGUGGUCGGCCUCGGCCUCGCGGCUUCGGACGACGAGCCUCUUCAGCGCUCCGUCCGUCGACUCCCGCAUGACCGGUCGACCGGGAGUUCCACGGCCGAGCCAACACGCCGCGCGCCAUCGGCGACCAGGGCAUCAGGAUCAGGCCCGCUCCGGCGUCUUCAUGGUAGGGCGAUCAUUUCGCGUUUCUUGCUCGUGAGCAGGUUGUGGUAACUAACUAGAUUUGCAUGCUGAUGAAGUGGUGUCAGUCGUUGCGGGCGGCGAUGUUCUGGAGGGUCAUGACUCCCAGGCGGUCGCCAAUGUUUUCAGUCAGUAUAUAUUCUACCACUCCCCAUGAGGCAAAAACGUAGAAUCUUUGGAGAACCCCCCUACUUAACUCAUUAUAUAGGUAUAGUGCCAUGUAAAUCUAGAAACUCUUCUUCUGCUUCUCCUU
Messenger RNA from Aspergillus melleus, 3589 nucleotides. RefSeq lists its product as uncharacterized. The record is from RefSeq and is a predicted model, not a curated record. Bases 698 to 2464 code for a protein of 588 amino acids. The transcript has a single exon. Lineage: Eukaryota; Fungi; Ascomycota; Eurotiomycetes; Eurotiales; Aspergillaceae.